Messenger RNA from Rasamsonia emersonii CBS 393.64, 3243 nucleotides. Its product is annotated as C2H2 type zinc finger domain protein. Lineage: Eukaryota; Fungi; Ascomycota; Eurotiomycetes; Eurotiales; Trichocomaceae. The record is from RefSeq and is a predicted model, not a curated record. Gene Ontology annotation, biological process: DNA-templated transcription. The coding region runs from base 1 to 3243 and encodes 1080 amino acids. The transcript has 5 exons. Gene Ontology annotation, molecular function: DNA binding; zinc ion binding.
AUGUCUGCGGAGACGGGCCUAGCUCGUCCAGAUACAACUUCAGAAGAUGCAAAUCAACGCGAGCCCGAAGGUGAUGCGAUGCGCGUGGACAAUGAUGACGGACAUGACCGUGUAAAUGCUCCCUCUGCUGGGCAAUUGAAAUGCGAAAUAUGUCAGACCACUUUCAGACGGCCGGAGCAUCUGAAGCGACACCUUCGCAGUCAUACGAAGGAGAAACCGUUCGAGUCCCGAGUCAGAUGUAGUGGGGGUGAUCCGUGUGUUCGAUGUCAAGGCCGCAGCCUUGGGUGUCAAUAUCCGACGGAGAGACGAUCCAAACUGAAGGCGGGUAAAGAAUCAAACAGGCAUUCACUGAGCUCGAUAAUCGACCAGCACCCUUCCAGGGACAGACUGGACAAACCUCAAUCGCCUGGAGCAGACCACGUCAGCAAGCAGACAAGCUCCGUGACGGCCGACUCUCAACCCCCGCGCCCGAGCCAGCAGCCGAACCAGAUACAAUUCCGAUUCGUAAGUUGCGAUGCCUCCAGCGCAGGGUCUGAUGGAUCCGCACAACGAACCUCUCGUGAAAACCGCAAGCAGUCUACGGAUCGCCGGUCCCAACUGGUGUCGGAUCUUGAAAACGCAAAUCGACAUGUUCCUUUGCCCGAACAUGAAGAGACUGCGGAGAUACCACGGCUUCCGUACCCUUCGUAUCCUGAUAUAAAUUCGCGGCAUAUGUAUCAACAUGUGUCAGCACCGAUUUUCCAAGCCCCAUUUACCAGUGAUCCCUCCACUAGCACAGGGGGACAUGCCAAGAAUACCCAGUCGGGUGUAAACAAUGCCGAUAUGGAUAUUGAGAUGGCAAAUUCAACUAGUCAGCCACUACCAAUAGCGCUUGGCCAAAAUCUGUUCGAUCAGGGAGAGCUUUCGGCAAUCAACUGGCUCCCUACUAAUUUACUGCCAGAACCAGGCAACACUUUGUCCUUGACACAAGGACUUUCUCCGCAGCCUAUCCAGGGGCUGUGGUCAGAAAGCUUCAAUACGCGGACCGCAUGGCUUCCACCCGCUGCGAGUGCCGAUCAGAUGCAUUCUUACCAUAAUGCGCAGAACUCAUCCCAGAGCUACACCAGUGAUAUCCCUUUGCGGUCAACUGCCAAAAGUCCCAGACUGAAAACUCAUACCGCCGAAGACACCUCUCCACGUUCGGUGUCAUGUGAAGGUUCAGUGCGUUCUGGAGACUACUAUGUAGACGGGGAUGGUGCUCGACGUCCGAAAUACAGUCGGAAAAGAAGAACUUGGUCAAAUUCUGUGGGGAAUCAACUGAAUUUGUUAUUGCAAUUGGGGAACGGCGCGCAGGAAUUGCCACCUGCAUUUUCCCCGAUCGAAGAUGUUGAGAUGGAUGGCUUAUCGGACGAUGUACGGUCAGCGAAGCCGAUUGACCCUACUACGUACGAACAGAUGCGCCGGGCCUUCGAUCAACUGUGCUGUACAAACAGUUUUCUUUUUACUCCUUUUGAGACGGACUACUUUCCUUCAGUUGAGACGUUGGAUUGCUUUAUUCGACACUAUUUGGAUACAUUCCAACCAGUUUAUCCAAUCUUUCAUCUGCCAACAUUUGAUCCGAACAAAUGUCACUGGAUAUUGACCAUGGCAAUAUCUGCAGUUGGCUGUCACGUUAUUAAUUCACCGGAAACAGCGAGAUGUGCGGGUGCUUUUCACGAAUUCAUUCGCCGUGCGAUUCAGGUAGAGAAAGAGAGACACCUGUCAGGACCAGUACCUAUUUGGCUUCUCCAAGCAAUGCUCCUGAACUGUAUUGGCCUACUUCACAGUGGUAGUGCUCGAGCAAAGGAGUCUGGUCUCAGUAUCUUCAGUGAUCUCGUUCGUCUCGCAAAUCGGGAAAAGCUCCUGUCAGUCUCUAGUAGAUCGCAAAGCACGUGGUUGGACUCCGCUGGUGGGCAAACAUGGGAAAUAUGGAUCGAUAGUGAAGUGAGGAGACGCACAGGCUAUUGUAUAUGGAUACAGAAGCGUGCUGAUGGAUUCCUGCAGCUCCUUGAUUGCACAUUGGCGUAUGCUUUUGAUACCCGACCGCACUUAUCGCUCGACGAUGCACAAGCCCCAUUACCGUCGCAUGAGGAUCCGUGGCAGGCAAAGUCUGAGGAAAGCUGGCGGCAACUGCACGAACGGUCUUCAGGUGGUAAGCAAUCACUUCCGAGUACAGGACUGCACACUGCUAAUAAAACUCAAGAAAAUGAAUCGCUCUACUCCGCAACGCAGAUUCUAUACAUCGAAAAGAGACUAGUCCCUGGGAUCGGGGAAUUCAGUCAUGUCCUGCUUGUCCAUGCUCUCUACCAGAGAAUGUGGGAAGUGAGCGAUUACUUCCGGCGACCGCUGUCUUGUUGGAAUCCUACGGCUAAGAAGCAAUCCCGAGACUCCGCGAUCCCGUCUGGGUCUGUUUGGCUUCCUGGGAUACCCGUGUACUCGAAAUGGCGAAACAGCGCCUGUGACUGCUUGGACAUCCUCCAUUGGACAGCCAACGGCACGAUUGCCAAAGCGGCCGGAUUGGAGCACCCUACCGUCCUUCAUCUACACGCUGCGCGGAUUGUCCUCCUGGUCCCGUUCCGGGAGAUCCGAGCACUGGCGACUUCUUUAGCAAGAGGGACCCUACAUUGGAGUGAGCACGAGCAAGCCAUCGAGUGGCACCACAUCUGGCGCUGGGUCAAGCAUGACCAGUAUAAAGCCCGGCUGGCACUGAUCCACGCCGGUUCCGUCUUGUGGUACGUCCGUCGCUAUUCCACGAAUGCCUUCCAUGAGCCUGUGGCCGUCUUCCUAGCCACCCUCACCCUCUGGGCAUAUGGAUCAUGCCACCACAAAGCAACAGCAGCAGCCUCCGGCCAGAACAACAAUAGCAGCAACAGCAACAACAGCAACAAUGUUGAAGACUCGGAUGAGCUGCGACCUCAGCCUGACGUAUCCGAGCCAGCCCCCGGUCCAACAUUCAUCCAUCUCGACCGGCCCUGCGACGACGAGCUCGUGCAGCUUUUCGUGCGCGAGGGCCACACGAUGCGGGGCAACGUGACCGGGGUAGGCGACAUCUGCGGACCAUCAGGGCCGGCGAGGAUCCUGAAGGAAGGCAUCCGCACGCUGUCGGGGCUGAUGUCGUCUUGGGGGAUCGCGCAUGAGUACAUCGGCAUUCUAACCCGCUUGGGCGAGCAGGUCUCGUCUCCUGCGUCAUCAGCAUCUGUAUCAGCAUCUGCUGCGUCCGAUUGA